AUGUACUCAGCCGUUGCCGACACCUUGGGCAACGCUUUUUGUGUCGUGAUUCUCUCUGCCGCCUCACUGAGUCUACCUUCUUGUCAGCUUCGCACAUCGUCCACGGCUUCAUUGGAAGAGUCAAAGCACCGCCACAAAGAGCCUGUGACGGCAGGCGCUUGGGAGGAGAAGGUGGCGGAGCUGGCCGGUCGACGAAUCACGCUUGGUCAGCUUCUUGACUUCCACGCUCGCCUGGGCUCCGAUGCUUUGAUGCCGCAUUUCGAUCACAAGAGGUCCACCACGAACGACGUCGUGCGGCAUGCGGUGAUUCCAGAGUCACGCGUCGGGGAGUUGGGCAAAUCCCUGGCGGAAGUGCUGCCGAAGCAGUCCCACAAGCAUCCCAAGCCACCGCGGAUGGUGACACACCAUUGGGCCAACCGUUUCAGUGACCUGGUGGCCGUGGUUGUCGCCGACGGACUGGGCGUAAAACGAUGGGACUCGGUUGUGGAAUUGCUCCGGAGCCAUGGCGAGACAUCCCUCAAGGAGCAGUUGGAACAGAAAGUGGGCGCGGAGUACUGGAUUUGCGCCAUCUGCAUCAACCAGCACGCCAGUAUUUGUGGCAACUCCAUGGGCGCCAGAGACACAGUCACUGGCGAAGUAUUGCCUUCCUGCAGCUGCAAAACCCCCAAGUUCUUCAACGACCAUCCUGAUGAGUGCGAGCUCAACAAGUUCGACGACAUGAUGGCAUGUCUUCGUCGGCAAUAUGCAGGCUUUCUUCAAGUCGUAGCCGUGGACACGGACUUCAGCUUGUUCACACGUGCCUGGUGCGUUGCGGAGCUCGCAGAGGCCCACGGUUCGCGCUUGGAGCAGCACAUCGUCCUUCACUCGCCGCAAGUACUCGAAGAACACUCCGGGCAUCUCAAUAGUUUGCAGGUGCAAGAGUGCAAUGCAUCUCGGGCUGAAGACAAGCAGGCCAUCCUUGACAAGAUCGGCACGCAAGACGAUAUCGAUGAGUUCAACAGGGACCUGCGGCAGCUCCUCGUGGGGAGUGACGGGCUUCUGGCCGGAUGGCUCGAUGGCCAGGCGCUCUUACAGGAGGUCGGUGCCAUCGCGGCGCGGGCCAAGGCCCGGAUUCACAAGAAGACCACUGACCCAAAUCGGACCGAGCCAGCAGAGGCCGAUUCCAUCCUCUACCGAGUCUCUUUUUAA
Molecule: messenger RNA, 1188 nt
Organism: Symbiodinium sp. CCMP2592
Lineage: Eukaryota; Dinophyceae; Suessiales; Symbiodiniaceae
Source: the annotation of a GenBank genome assembly